This is a messenger RNA of Esox lucius (northern pike), 2643 nucleotides long. RefSeq names its product protocadherin gamma-A8-like. Gene Ontology annotation, cellular component: plasma membrane. Bases 1 to 2643 code for a protein of 880 amino acids. The transcript has 4 exons. Lineage: Eukaryota; Metazoa; Chordata; Actinopteri; Esociformes; Esocidae. Gene Ontology annotation, molecular function: calcium ion binding. The record is from RefSeq and is a predicted model, not a curated record. Gene Ontology annotation, biological process: homophilic cell-cell adhesion.
AUGACGGACUAUUAUAGCGUAGUAACUGAUGUCUUUCUUGACCGAGAAUCGAUAUCAGAAUACAAGAUCACCAUAAAUGCAUCAGACGAAGGGACGCCGACUCUCUACAGUAAUAAAACAGUGACAGUGAGAGUGACAGACGUCAAUGACAACCCACCUGCCUUCCAUCGCAGUGUCUAUGAGACAUUUGUAACCGAGAACAAUUCGCCGGGUGUCUCCAUUUUUGCUAUCAGGGCGAGUGAUGCUGACUCAGGCCAAAAUGCGCGCUUGUCCUACUACCUGGAGGACAGGGAGAUAAAUGGGAUUCCGGUCUCUUCAUUAGUUUCGGUACAUUCAGAGAAUGGGGUUAUUCAUGCGGUUCGCUCAUUUGAUUAUGAACAGCUUAAAGAGUUUCGUUUUAACAUAACUGCGCGAGAUGGAGGGUCCCCGCCCCUCAGUGCUGCGGUUACUGUGCACCUUUCAAUCCACGACCAGAACGACAACCCUCCUCAGGUUCUCUACCCAGUACAGACCAGUAGUUCUCUACUAGCUGAAAUGGUCCCUCGUUCAGCAGAUGUGGGCUAUCUUGUCACUAAAGUGGUAGCUGUUGAUGUGGACUCUGGACAGAAUGCCUGGCUCUCAUAUAAACUGCAGAAAGCGACAGACAAGGCGCUGUUUGAAGUGGGCUUACAGAAUGGAGAAAUAAGAACUGUACGUCAAGUCACUGAUAAAGAUGCUGUGAAACAAAAGCUCACUGUUGUAGUGGAGGACAACGGGCAGCCCUCUCGAUCAGCUACAGUCAACGUGAACGUGGUGGUGGCGGACAGCUUCCCUGAAGUCCUCUCAGAAUACCCUGACUUUACACACGACAAGGAUUACAACGACGACCUGACUUUUUAUCUGGUGUUGGCCUUGGCUGUCGUUUCUUUUCUCUUCAUCUCGUGCGUGGUAGUUAUUAUAUCAGUAAAGAUCUACAGGUGGAGACAAUUACGCAACUUCCACCACUCUAAUCUCCCAGUUAUUCCAUAUUAUCCACCCCGGUAUGCUGACGCAGGAGGAACAGGGACUCUGCAACACGUGUACAACUAUGAGGUGUGCAUGACGACUGAUUCGAGGAAGAGUGAUUCUACAUUUCCCAGGCCUUUCAGUCAGAACGUUUUAAUAAUGGACCCGAGCUCUACUAUGACCAGAAACCAUGCGACAUUGCAACAAUCGCAGAACGAGAAACGUGUUCUAGACGACCCAGCUUCUCAUGAACAGAACGCCCGAAUCUCAUACCUACUGGAGGACACGAUAGUGGCUGGGUCACCCGUGUCCACCUAUAUAUCAGUCAACACUGAGACCGGUGUGAUUUACGCGGUGCGCUCUUUCGACUAUGAACAAAUAAAACAUAUCCAGGUUUCCGUCAAAGCUCAAGACGGAGGUUCUCCUCCUCUCAGCUCAAAUGUCACAUUAAACAUUCUCAUUGACGACCAGAACGACAACGCUCCUCAGGUUCUCUACCCAGUACAGACUGGUGGUUCUCUGGUGGCUGAAAUGGUGCCUCGUUCAGCAGAUGUGGGCUAUCUUGUCACCAAAGUGGUGGCUGUAGAUGUGGACUCUGGACAGAAUGCCUGGCUCUCAUAUAAGCUACAGAAAGCGACAGACAGGGCGCUGUUUGAAGUGGGCUUACAGAAUGGAGAAAUAAGAACUGUACGUCAAGUCACUGAUAAAGAUGCUGUGAAACAAAAGCUCACUGUUGUAGUGGAGGACAACGGGCAGCCCUCUCGAUCAACUACAGUCAACGUGAACGCGGCGGUAGCGGACAGCUUCCCUGAAGUCCUCUCAGAAUACUCUGACUUUACACACGAGAAGGAUUACAAUGACAACCUGACUUUUUAUCUGGUGUUGGCCUUGGCUGUCGUGUCUUUUCUCUUCAUCUCGUGUGUGGUAGUUAUUAUAUCGGUUAAGAUCUACAGAUGGAGACAAUAUCGCAACUUCAAACACACCAAUCUCCCAGUUAUUCCGUAUUAUCCACCCCGGUAUGCUGACGGUGGUGGGACAGGGACUCUGCAACACGUGUACAACUAUGAGGUGUGCAUGACGACUGAUUCGAGGAAGAGUGACUGUACAUUGUCCAGGCCUUUCAGUCAGAACGUUUUAAUAAUGGACCCGAGCUCUACUAUGACCAGAGACCAUGCUUCUGUACAAAACUCUCAGAAUAAGAUCUUUCUAGGUGACGCGGAAUCUCAUGAGCAGAACGCCCGAAUCUCAUACCUACUGGAGGACACGAUAGUGGCUGGGUCACCCGUGUCCACCUAUAUAUCAGUCAACACUGAGACCGGUGUGAUUUACGCGGUGCGCUCUUUCGACUAUGAACAAAAAAAACAUAUCCAGGUUUCCGUCAAAGCUCAAGACGGAGGUUCUCCUCCUCUCAGCUCAAAUGUCACAUUAAACAUUCUCAUUGACGACCAGAACGACAACGCUCCUCAGGUUCUCUACCCAGUACAGACUGGUGGUUCUCUGGUGGCUGAAAUGGUGCCUCGUUCAGCAGAUGUGGGCUAUCUUGUCACUAAAGUGGUGGCUGUUGAUGUGGACUCUGGACAGAAUGCCUGGCUCUCAUAUAAGCUACAGAAAGUGACAGACAGGGCGCUGUUUGAAGAUCUGGAGAUGGCCGGAGGAUAA